GUCCGAGCCCAUGUGGCCCAUACAAGAACCGCCCAACACCAACGGAACGGAGAGUUUCUGUUCAGAGUGUAAUGUGUAUGACCCUCUCCCGUAUUACUAAGAACCAUACAUCUCUGGAAAUGAUAAGUUACUGAUAAAUCACAGCGAUAUUAAAGCGGACUUGUGCAAUGACUACUAAUAUGACUUCAUAACUCUCUCUGCUUCUCAAACAUCCCCUUUCAUGAGCCGGCCAAGACAUCCUUUUGUUCAUGGCGUUGUUCCUCCAUUUUCAUGCCUCUUUUGUUUAGAUUUUGGUUGUUAAUUGUGGUGACUUUGUUUGAGUUGUGUGUGAAGAAAAGUGGGAUUUUUCUAGUGGCCGCCGACAGUUGCUGAUCUUAAGAUUCAAUCUUUGGUUUCUUGGUGCAAUUCCUGUCCAAAUGUUCUGUUUCCAAUGCUCUAUUCCGGUUGACCAGCACAUAGAGAUGGCCAAAUCUGUGAAUUCUGGUGACCCUUGUUUGAAGCUAAGGCAAAUCAAUCAGUUCAAGAAUAGAAGGGCUUCCACUUCCCCCAAUCACUUGAACGUUCCGGCUUGUGAUCAGUCUCGUUCUGCUAUCAUCGAUGUGAUAAUCUUGAUUGCUGUGAUUGGUGCCUGUGGGUUCUUGCUAUAUCCUUACGCCAAGAUUUUAGCUCAUAAGGCUAUUGAACUUACUGGAGAAGUUGUAGACGUGGUGAUUGAGGAAAUUGUUCGUGCCCCGAUGGUGUUUGGAUGCUUAGGACUUAGCAUUUUUUUUGCAGUAAUGGCCCUAGUGGCGAUCAUUGUAUGUACAGACAGGAGAUGUGGGAAAACGGGCUGCCGUGGGCUCGGUAAGGCUGCUGAAUUCGAUAUACAAUUGGAGACAGAGGAUUGUGUCAAGAACUCGAAUUUCCAAGCCAAGAGUGCAUUGAAGAAGGGGCUUUUUGAAUUGCCUCGUGAUCACCAUAGGGAACUCGAGGCAGAGCUGAAGAAGAUGGCGCCACCUAAUGGCAGGGCUGUUCUGGUGUUCCGUGCAAGGUGUGGUUGCUCUGUUGGCAGAUUGGAGGUUCCGGGGCCAAGAAAAUCCCGAAAGGUUAAGAAGUAGUAGCCUAUAUGAUCUUGCUUUUUCUUCUCUCUAUAAGCUUAUAUGAUAUACUGAAUUAGCCAUAGUGAUGAGCAGAUCCCUUUCCAUGUUAAGGUUCAUUGUAGAUUCGAAUAAGCUCAUUGGAAUAAGUUAUCCGAACGACAUACAUACACUGGUUAUUUGAAGAAUAUGGUGUUCCUUUUCUCAUUA
Sesamum indicum (sesame) is the source of this 1286-nucleotide messenger RNA. RefSeq lists its product as uncharacterized. NCBI's taxonomy places the organism in Eukaryota, Viridiplantae, Streptophyta, Magnoliopsida, Lamiales, Pedaliaceae. The record is from RefSeq and is a predicted model, not a curated record.